GGAGGCGGCGCGCGGCCUGGCGGGGGCCGCGGCCGCGUGGGGCACGGGCGGGCCGGGCGCUGCAGCACCGCCGCCGCCGCCAGAAGCAGCAGCAGCAGCAGCAGCACCAUGGCGCAGCUCACGGCGCGGUUCCGCACCGCGAACCCCAGGUACGCCGUGGAGGAUGUGCCCUUCUCGGUGCCCGCGGCCUCCGAGAUCACGGACCUCAGCCACCUCAUCAACAAGCUGCUGGUGGCCGCCGACGCUGACCACAAAUAUGUGGAAUUUGACUUCCUUAUCAAUGGCCAGUUCUUGCGUAUGCCGCUGGUCACACACAUGGAGAUGGAAAAUAUCUCCACGGAAGAAGUGGUGGAAAUAGAAUAUGUGGAGAAAUAUAUGGCCCCUCAGCCAGAGGAGUGCAUCUUCCAUGAUGACUGGAUCAGUUCUGUUCAAGCCACUGAAGAAUGGAUAUUAACUGGCUGCUAUGAUCAGACUGCUCGAAUCUGGUCUUUGGAAGGAAAAUCCAUCAUGACAAUAGCUGGGCAUACAGAAGUAGUGAAGGAUGUGGCAUGGGUGAAGCAAGAUAGUUUAUCCUGCCUGUUACUCAGUGCAUCUAUGGAUCAAACUAUCCUGCUCUGGGAGUGGAAUGCAGAGAAAAACAAAGUGAAAGCCCUUCACUGCUGCAGGGGGCAUGCUGGGAGCGUGGACUCUGUAGCUGUUGAUUGCACGCGAACUAAAUUCUGCAGUGGGUCUUGGGAUAAAAUGUUAAAGAUCUGGUCUGCAGUCCCUACAGAUGAAGAGGAUGAAAUGGAAGAAGCAGCAAACAGACCACGGAAGAAGCAGAAAACAGAACAGUUGGGACUAACAAGGACUCCCCUGGCAACCCUCUCUGGCCACACAGAAGCCAUCUCCUCUGUGCUGUGGUCAGAUGCUGAAGAAAUUUGCAGUGCAUCAUGGGACCAUACCAUUAAGCUCUGGGAUGCUGAGACAGGAGGUCUCAAAUCAACUUUGACAGGAAACAAAGUGUUUAAUUCUAUCUCCUACUCAACACUUUGUCGGCGUCUUGCAUCUGGGAGCACUGACAGACAUAUUAGACUAUGGGAUCCUCGCAGCAAAGAUGGCUCCUUGGUUCUCCUGUCUCUGACUUCUCACACAGGCUGGGUGACAUCUGUGAAGUGGUCACCCACCCAUGAGCAUCAGCUGAUCUCUGGUUCUCUGGACAACAUUGUGAAGCUGUGGGACACGAGGAGUUGCAAAGCUCCUCUGUAUGACUUGGCAGCUCAUGAAGAUAAGGUUUUGUGUGUGGACUGGACAGAAACAGGGUUACUAUUGAGUGGUGGUGCAGACAACAAACUGUAUUGCUACAGAUACCCAGCCACAGCCUCUGAUGUCGGAGCAUGAAGGACAACAGCCAGAAGAUUUUUUUAAAAAACAUUUUGCAGCAGUCACUCCGUUAACACCUGAAGGAGGUUUUUGUUGCUCAGAGAGCAGUUGUUCCUAUUUUUUGUAUUACUAACCUGUAUCCGUAACAACAGAAUGACAACCAGCAGCUUCAAGCAUGAUUACUGUGAAACAAAGCAAAGGCUGUUUCCUCCCUUGUCAAUUGCUUUCAAUUUAAGAUCUUUUAAAUGGCUAUUUGUAUAGACCUGUUACUAACAGUAAACUGUUCCUGACACUUAAAGAAAAAUUACUCACUGGACUAAAUUAUUUUUGAGUUUACCUUUCCCUUUAAAAAAAAUAAACUUUUAUCUAUAGUUCAUUGUUUUAGUGCCUCACUUCACGUAAAAAUCAGACUCAACUCUUCUUUCAGUACGGCGGUUGGCAGUUUUUAAGAUUAGGUCCUUUACUGACAAACCCAGUCUGCUUUUUAGGAUAACAGUAUGUUUGCAGUGCAAAUGUAGAUGGUGAAACAAAAUCUGAACUAGCAUUAUAUACUACUAGAUUAUUAUAAAACACUUCUUACAACACAGUCAGGUCACAAGUUAAUUUCAGUUAAUUACUGGAGUGAAAUCUACCAAAAAUAUCAAAACCAACUGAACAAAGUCAGCUACCUGAGUAUAACUCAACUUGCAUCUAAAUCAUCCUAUCAAUAUAGUUUAAAAUCUGAUUCUGUAAAAUACUCAGACACUGAAGUUGUAUUUCUAACAUCCAAAAUCUAUAACAGAAUGGCAGAGCUGCUUUUCAAACUCUGCACGGACUGAACUUUCCUUCUGUCUUAUAUAUAAUAUUUCUAGGAUAAAAAGGACAAAUGCAAUUAAUACUUACUAGAAGUAUAUUUACUAGAAAUAAGCGUUUCAAGACAUUUUUCCAAACAGUUUGCUGUUUAAAAAAUGUAAAAUUUGGUAUUCCAUUUUAAGUGCCUCUUUCACAUUAAAUUUGUGAGUAUGCAAAACUUACGCAGACAUACAUAUGCGCACUAAUAAAGGGAGUUGUAUGAAUAGGAA
Cygnus atratus (black swan) is the source of this 2423-nucleotide messenger RNA. It is a transcript of the gene WDR12, whose product is annotated as WD repeat domain 12. Gene Ontology annotation, molecular function: protein binding. The transcript is spliced from 13 exons. The coding region runs from base 109 to 1380 and encodes 423 amino acids. Gene Ontology annotation, cellular component: PeBoW complex; preribosome, large subunit precursor. The record is from RefSeq and is a predicted model, not a curated record. Gene Ontology annotation, biological process: maturation of LSU-rRNA from tricistronic rRNA transcript (SSU-rRNA, 5.8S rRNA, LSU-rRNA); maturation of 5.8S rRNA from tricistronic rRNA transcript (SSU-rRNA, 5.8S rRNA, LSU-rRNA); ribosome biogenesis. Lineage: Eukaryota; Metazoa; Chordata; Aves; Anseriformes; Anatidae.